GCGGAGGAGCGGGCGCCGCGAUGGCCGAGGGCAGCGCCGUGUCCGACCCUCAGCACGCCGCGCGCCUGCUGCGGGCGCUCAGCUCUUUCCGCGAGGAGUCCCGGUUCUGCGACGCGCACCUGGUCCUGGACGGGGAGGAGAUCCCGGUGCAGAAGAACAUCCUGGCGGCGGCCAGCCCGUACAUCAGGACAAAGUUAAACUAUAAUCCUCCAAAAGAUGAUGGAUCCACUUAUAAGAUUGAACUUGAAGGGAUAUCGGUAAUGGUUAUGAGAGAGAUCCUGGAUUACAUCUUCAGCGGGCAGAUCAGGCUCAACGAAGACACAAUCCAAGACGUUGUCCAGGCAGCCGACCUGCUGCUACUGACGGACCUAAAAACCCUGUGCUGCGAGUUCCUAGAAGGCUGCAUCGCAGCCGAGAACUGCAUCGGCAUCCGCGACUUCGCGCUGCACUACUGCCUGCACCACGUGCAUUACCUGGCCACCGAGUUCCUGGAGACGCACUUCCGGGAUGUGAGCAGCACGGAGGAGUUCCUCGAGCUCAGUCCUCAGAAGCUCAAGGAGGUGAUUUCUCUAGAGAAGCUGAACGUUGGCAACGAAAGAUACGUGUUUGAAGCAGUGAUCCGGUGGAUAGCGCACGACACUGGAGUAAGAAAGGUCCACAUGAAGGACGUCAUGUCAGCACUCUGGGUCUCGGGGUUGGACUCCAGUUACUUGCGGGAACAGAUGCUGAAUGAACCGUUAGUGCGAGAAAUUGUCAAAGAGUGCAGCAACAUCCCCCUCAGCCAGCCGCAGCAGGGCGAGGCGAUGCUGGCCAACUUCAAGCCGAGGGGCUACUCGGAGUGCAUCGUCACGGUCGGCGGGGAGGAGCGAGUCUCUCGAAAACCAACCGCAGCCAUGCGCUGUAUGUGCCCCCUCUACGACCCCAACAGGCAGCUCUGGAUUGAGCUGGCCCCCCUGAGCAUGCCCAGGAUCAACCACGGCGUGCUCUCGGCAGAAGGAUUUCUGUUCGUAUUCGGGGGCCAAGAUGAAAACAAGCAGACCUUGAGCUCCGGAGAAAAGUACGACCCUGAUGCCAACACGUGGACUGCACUACCCCCCAUGAACGAGGCCAGACACAACUUCGGGAUUGUGGAGAUCGAUGGCAUGCUGUACAUCUUAGGAGGGGAGGAUGGCGAGAGGGAGCUCAUCUCCAUGGAGUGCUAUGACAUUUAUUCAAAAACGUGGACGAAGCAAUCCGAUCUGACCAUGGUCAGAAAGAUUGGCUGCUAUGCAGCUAUGAAAAAGAAAAUCUAUGCCAUGGGCGGAGGGUCCUACGGAAAGCUGUUUGAGUCUGUGGAAUGCUACGAUCCGAGGACACAGCAGUGGACGGCGAUCUGCCCGCUGAAGGAGAGGAGGUUUGGGGCAGUGGCCUGUGGCGUCGCCAUGGAGCUCUACGUGUUUGGCGGAGUCCGAAGCCGAGAGGACAUCCAGGGCAGUGAGAUGGUCACCUGCAAGUCUGAGUUCUACCAUGACGAGUUUAAAAGGUGGAUCUAUCUCAACGACCAGAAUCUGUGCAUCCCCGCCAGCUCCUCGUUCGUGUAUGGCGCUGUCCCUAUCGGAGCCAGCAUUUAUGUAAUCGGAGACCUGGACACAGGCACCAAUUACGACUACGUGCGGGAGUUUAAGAGAAGCACCGGGACCUGGCACCACACGAAGCCGCUGCUCCCGUCUGAUCUCCGCCGCACCGGGUGUGCGGCCUUACGCAUCGCCAACUGCAAGCUCUUCCGCCUGCAGCUGCAGCAGGGCCUGUUCCGGAUCCGAGUCCACUCGCCCUGAAGAGCCGAGCAGCAGGCAGGUCCCGCCGGCGCGCACGCACAGCGCAGCCUAGCCCAGCCCAUCACCCGAGACCUGCUCUGUAGGGCGUGGGUAUGGCCACUCCGCUUAGAAGCUUGCAGGGAGGUCGUGUAACUGUUGCAAAGCUAGCUCCUCCAGCUGAGGCGUCCGCAGAGCAUGGAGGGUGGUGAACCUGGAGGGCAGGAGGGCUGGAGGGGGUGGGAACCGGGCCAGGUAAGCGGAGAGUCCCAAGAGCCCCUUUGCCCAAGAGGGCAUGGGGGUGCUGGACUCCUGUCAUCAAGGGUGUGGCUUUGGUAAACCAACGACAGAUCCAUAUAUGCAAAUCAACAUAUCCAAACAUAGCAAGAGUGUGUUCUGCUACGCCCCGAUGGGUGUGCCAUGCCGAACCUACCAGGGAGUGGGGUUUGUGCCUAACGCGUUCCACGGCACUCUGCCGGUUAGUCUCCAUUUACCACUAGUGCUCUGUCCUAAGAAUCUUCUUUCAAACUGUAUCCUGAUGGACUGAAACCAAGGUAAAAUUUCUCCGUGAAGACUGGGCCGAUGGCUGCGUCCCGCUGCAGCCCUGCGUGCGUCUCGAUUCUGGUGUUGUGCUGUGGUUUCUGGCGGGGAGUUUUUGGGGUGCAAAGGCUCACACGAUGACAUUCCCCUCUGGUGGUCACAGCCAUUUUAUUUCUGGGAGGAGACUUUAGAAGAGAAAGACCCAAGUCAGACAACAAGAAAGGACUGCUAUGACUUAGGAAAAAAAAAAAAAAGACUGUCUAAUAGGAUGCGUAGGGAUCAAAAACUUUUUAAUAUAAUCUGCCUGAAAGCACACAAAGUCCUGUUUACUACUGUGUAGCGUUCCAGAACGCGUCUUGAGAGUGUGAGUCUGUGUUAAGAAUCUAGUCUUUGUGAGCGUAUUUCCAAUGCUAUUCUCUGGUGAGAGUUUUAGACAAAUUAUGUUCUGAGUAACAUUUGGCUGGUAGAAUAAACUACCUCAAGUUAAUUUCAUUCUGUUCCUAGUAGAGCAGAUUUCCUCUCUCCUCUCCCCCGUGUCCUGUCAGUCCAUUUUCCCAGCCCUCCUCCCCUCUUCUCACUGGGAGAAAAGAAUUCUUUCAUUUAGCCAGACUUACCUUGUUACUUUGGUUUCAUCAAAUUACCUUGUGUGAAAUCAGGGACUUCAAAGUGCUUGAUUACUUCAUAGUUUGAAUUUUAUGCAAUAUCAAAUUUCUAAUCAAUUUACUAUCGAGUUCAUUUCUAAUUGUUUUCUAUGGCUUUUUUUCUCUUAGAAUCGGGUUACAAGGACAUGGUAACGUUUUGUCUUAAUGAUUCAUAAAUGUGUAAAUACAUCCUCUGGUGUAACUUGGAGAACAGGGAUUUCUUGUAGAAGCUUCCUGUUGGGGAUGUGCGUGUGCUGCUCACAACAUGCACACGAACCACCACUGUGUCUUCCCACCCGAGGACACGAGAAGGGAGACCCUCCUCCUGCAGGUCAGUCAACUCGUGGGAGAGGCCGCAGAGAAUGUCAGGCGUGACACCGUAGCACUCCGCUCUGGGCCAGAAGAGACGGUGUCCGGUGUUUAUCUUCCCCUGGAAGCCCUGAGCCGGGUGUGCAGCACAUCCCUACAGCCCAGUCAUUCAGGGCCAGUCUGUGAGGCUUUGAGUGUAUUGUUUGUCGGGCACCUGUGGACAGCGCAUUCCCCAAGGCGUUAGGUAGCUUUUCACCAAAGCAAACCACGUGAUCACCACAAAGCAAGAACACCCGCUUUCUGUGAUGAGCUGCUAGUCUGCUUUGGUGAAAUAUCCUGUGUGGACGCUGCUGUGGGGACACGGUGACAUCUUGUGAUGGCCAUGAUGGUCCGCAGUGUGCGUGUAAUGCUCGACAUUUAAAAUUCCUGCUGGUCCCCGCCAAGCCUUCCCCGGGAGUCAGUGGUCCCGUUGCGCUGUGAGCAGCACCCGCAGGACUUGGUGAAUUCACCUCAGAAACCUCAGAUUCAUGUUCAGUUCAGUUCAUCGAUGCCGUAGCUGCAGAAAUCAGACAAGGUUUUGUAAACUAAAUUUGCCAAGAUGCAAUAACCACCAAAAGCUGCUUGGUGCCAAACGUCUUUUUCCUGUAUAUAAAUCGUGCCCUGCCCUGUUGAAGCGUUGGGUGUGUUUAAUUUUCUUCUGUUCUAAAAUAAUCAUGACCUUUUUUGUUUUUGUAAACUGCACUAAUUUCAGUAUUGUGAAAUAAAUUAUAACUCAUUUCAUGCA
Molecule: messenger RNA, 4064 nt
Organism: Dipodomys spectabilis (banner-tailed kangaroo rat)
Lineage: Eukaryota; Metazoa; Chordata; Mammalia; Rodentia; Heteromyidae
Gene: Gan
Product: gigaxonin
Exons: 11
Coding region: 21-1814 (597 amino acids)
Biological process (GO): cytoskeleton organization
Molecular function (GO): protein binding
Source: RefSeq, a predicted model, not a curated record